Colletotrichum phormii is the source of this 807-nucleotide messenger RNA. Its product is annotated as Metallo-dependent phosphatase-like protein. The coding region runs from base 1 to 807 and encodes 268 amino acids. Gene Ontology annotation, molecular function: hydrolase activity. NCBI's taxonomy places the organism in Eukaryota, Fungi, Ascomycota, Sordariomycetes, Glomerellales, Glomerellaceae. The transcript has a single exon. The record is from RefSeq and is a predicted model, not a curated record.
AUGGCCUCCUUCCAGAUCUUGUCCGAUUUACAUCUCGAACACAACAACUACUCAGACUAUCGCAUCGUACCAGCAGCACCGUACCUUGCUUUGAUAGGCGACAUCGGAUGUGUCAAGGAUUCCGGCUACAUUAGCUUUCUCAGAAACUUGCUGGACCAAUUUCGCAUUGUGUUCUGUGUCCUCGGAAAUCACGAGCCUUAUGGCUCCAACUGGGAUAAGGCGUGGGAGACGCUGAAGAAUUUCGAACAAGUAAAUCGAAAUGAACGCAAGAAGAACCCUCAAAGCCCCGUUGGCGAGUUUGUCUUUAUGUAUCAGGGAGAGUACCAAAUACCCAACAGCAACAUAACCGUGCUGGGAUGCACACUAUUCUCCGACGUUCCAUCAUCGAAGAUGACACCAGUCAGCAAUGGCCUGAAUGACUUCCGCGAAAUCGAUGGCUGGACUGUCGAAGAACAUUGCCAACUAUACAAGGAAGAUCUGAAGUGGUUGAAUGACAGGGUAAACUCCGUGCCAACCGAUUCUGAUCGCAGGAUUGUCAUCUUCACGCAUCACAGUCCCACCGAAGACACCCGUGCUGUCAAGCCAUGUCACGCUCAAAGCGACGUCAAACCUGGUUUCCAAACGGACUUGCGAGGCGAAGCCUGUUGGAAGAGCCCCAGGGUCAAGCUCUGGGUGUUCGGUCAUACACACUACAACUGCGAUUUCGUGGACGAUACAACAGGAAAGCGAGUAUAUACGAACCAGAAGGGCUACUCGCAAGAUCACUCUCCGGGGUUCAGAGAAGGAGACGUGGUUCACAUAGACUGA